GUAGAAAUACCUCCGGGUUGCGACUAAAAACAGGAAACGUGUGACUUCCACAGCAUCCUCUUGCUUCCCACCAACUUGUGGACAAGCCUGUCACAAAAACAAAGAAAAAAAAGACAUGGCUGCGUCGAAUUAUUCCUUGAAGGUCAACAGAGAGCUGUUGGACCCCGGCUUUGAAAGUUACAGGUUAUCUCUGGACGCCAUACCGACGUACAGCGUUGAGCUGGAUGCUGCUGUGGAGGAAGUGAAGCUGAAGGACACUCAGUACACCCUAGAACACAUGCGCGCUUUUGGCAUGUACAACUACCUCCACCUGGACCCGUGGUAUGAAGACAGCGUUUUGUUUGUGGACUGCAAAGGACAGGUUCUCGGUCUCACCGUCACCCUGGACACCGCCCUGGGGAAGCCGAGGGAGCUCUACCGCAUCCCCGCUGACUGCGGCCAGAGCGAGCAUCGCCUCUGCGCGUCCCUCAGCCUCACCUCAGCGACCUGGGCGGCUCUCUCCGACGGCGCCGGCCGACUCUACCUCCUCCGCACCGGCAAGAGGGGAGACAGCUCCCAUGCCAAGUGGGAACCCCUGUUCAGUGAGGACACGGGGGAGCCUUUCACCGUCCUCCACAGCGUCUCGCAUGUCCCGGAGGGAGUCCACACCAUGGAGGUCCUGCUGCUCCGCAUCCAGAAGGACCCGCAGGAAACCAAAGGGAGUGGAUACUCGGUGUCUCUGGAGUGGAUCACAGUCGCCAGCACCGCAGGACAAGGUCAGGAGAAGAAGUACGAGGUGAAGAAGAGGAGGGUCCUCACGGGGAAGUCGGUGCCUCACUACGCCGCGGUGGAGCCGCAGGGGAAGGGGCUCAUGGUGGCCUCUGACAAACCGUUUGCCUUCACGCAUGUGGACGGUCGCCCUGUGGAGCCGCCCCACCCAGAGCCCAUGGAGGUGGAGAAGACAGAUCCCAUUUACUUCUGGCAGCAGACGGCGGAGGACGUCACGGCGUGCGUGCGCAUGCCCGAGGGUGUCACCAAAGAGGAGGUGCAGUUCAGGCUGACGGCAGACCGCAUCAGGCUCGGGGUUCAGGGCUUCCCUUCGAUCCUGGAGGGCCAGCUGCACUCGUCUGUAGACCCAGAGGCCAGCGCCUGGAUCAUCAAGGAUGACAAAAGCCUGGAGGUGACCCUGCAGAAACUCACCGAGGGCCCGCUGUGGUCGGAGCUGUUGACGGGGGACAAGAGAGGAGAGUACGUGGUGAGCGACGAGCAAGCUGCCCUCCUCCACGAGAGACUGACCUUCCUCACCUCGGAAGACUUGAAUGGCAACCCUGACGGCGACAAGCCCCCUUGUAACUCACAGGAGCUGGAGGACUGCGAUGGGUUCCCAGAAGACGGCUCGAGUCUCACACACUUUGACGGAGAAUCACUCAAGCCCACUCGGGUGGUGAACCUCGGCAGCCAUCAGUUCCUGUUCAGCGUGGACGUGAACCCCUCUGACAUGCCGUGUUUCUGCCUCAGGCACGACGUGGACGCUCUGGUGUGGCAGCCUCGGCCCGACCAACCCAGUGACAUGUGGGAGCACGUCGCCACGUUCAACGCCCUGGGCUACGUCCAGGCGUCCAAGCGGGAUAAAAAGUUUGCGACCUGCGCCCCGAACUUCUCCUACGCCUCGCUGGGCGAGUGUCUCCGCCGAGCCUUCAUCUACCGGCAGCCGGCGCCGGUGGAGACCGUCCUCUUCAACCGGAGGCAGGGCCGCCAGGUGGGACAGGUCGCCAAGCAACAGGUGGCCAGCCUGGACUCCGAUAAGCCGAUCCUGGGCUUCAGAGCGACCAACGAGAGGCUGUACAUGCUGACCUCCAGUCACCUCUUUGUUCUAAAGGGGUCCGGGAACAUCAUCUUCUGGUCCGACAGCAGCUCGUCGGUGACGGUGAGCUCCUCCAGCUCGGUGGUGAAGUGGUCGGCGCUCUCCACCAUCGACGUGUCCUUGACCACGCUGUACGUGAGGGCCACGCUGUAGGCGGCGGGCUUGUCCGAGCCUUUCCUCCCGCAGCGGCAGAUCUUGCGGAAGGCGGCGCGGAACUUCUGCGACAUGGCGUUGUAGAUGACCGGGUUGACGGCGCUGUUGAGGUAGAUGCACACGCGGCAGAAGAGCAGGAACCAGCUGUCCAGGUAGGCGCGGUCCAGGAAGGAGUUGACCACCACCAGAGUGCGGUACGGCAUCCAGAGCGCGGCGAAGAGGAUCACCACCACGGCCAGCAUCUUGGUCACCUGGAGUUGGGCAACGAGGAUCAAUAUGAGAACUGAGGCCUGAACACGGAGGAACACGCUUUCUCUUUAUGAUUUUGAUUUCAUGAUUCAUAAAGACACAAUGAGUUGACAAUGAGAAGGUUCUGGCUAUUUGUAAAUGGUAAAAGGUAAAUGGAUGUAUACUUCUAUAUACGAUACAUGUAUCGCGCUUUUACACUACAUGUCAUCCACCCAUCAUUCACACACCGAUGGCACAGGAGAAAAUGGAAGGUUUAGUGUCUUGCCCAAGGACACAUCGACAUGGACUGAAGGAGCCGGGGGUCGCUCUACCCUCUGAGCCACAGUUGCCCGUUAUCUCAGUUAUUAAAGUAUACGAAUGAAGUAAUAUGAUUCAUAACUGGUUGACGCGUCACAAUCAGUUUCUAUUGGCCCAAAGCUACCGUGGGGGAGAGUUAUGGACACAGAUGGUUCCCAUCUGCACGUUUAAAUGAUACAGCACAAUUUUAUAUGUCAUAGUAUUGUUAUGAAGCGUGCGCACAUGCACACACACAGACACACACACACACACACACACAGAGAGGAGUUGUCAUCGACAUGAUGAACUAGAGACGUGACAUUUUAACAUCAACAUACAUAAUACCCAGCAAUCAUUGCAUAUGUCAAAAACACCGUAGAAAAUAAGAUAUUAUUAAUUUAGCAGAAUUACUUUUUCUUUCUUUUUUUACAUCUCAUGUGGCAUAAGCAUAUAUUGUUUUAUUAUAGAUUGCUGUGGACAAUUUUGCCCAAAAAAUUAAAAAGGCAACCAUGAUGGAGAUGAGAAACCGUUUUGAGAAUAUUGCAAAAGGCACAAACAUGCCUGAGGCCCUUUUUAAGACGUGUAUAUUCCUGUGGCAUCAAUCUGAUUCAUAAAUAAGGACCUUUUUUUCAAUAUGUGUUGGGAGGCACGCUCUCCAUUAUUUAUUUAGUUAUUAACAGCUGCAGGAAGUACGGUAUUCAGAUGUACUUACAUUUAUGUAGCAAUACCGCACUGUUAAAAAAAGUAUUCUAUACCGAUAAAAUGCCCCUUCGAGAUGUACUUUCAUACAUUAUAUAGUUGUGUUAUUCUAGUAAGGCAGUAUUACCGACGUAUCCA
Messenger RNA from Cyclopterus lumpus (lumpfish), 3358 nucleotides. It is a transcript of the gene nudcd1, whose product is annotated as NudC domain containing 1. The transcript is spliced from 11 exons. The record is from RefSeq and is a predicted model, not a curated record. Bases 116 to 1996 code for a protein of 626 amino acids. NCBI's taxonomy places the organism in Eukaryota, Metazoa, Chordata, Actinopteri, Perciformes, Cyclopteridae.